CUGUCUCACAAAACUUUUCUUCCACUUCCCUCUUGUUCAGGUGUCCGGGCUGCUCGUCACUAUGGCUCAGGCAGUUCAAAAACUUGUCGCAAAAGUACCAGCUUUAGUCGGUGCCGCUGUCACAUUCUCCAAACCCCGACUAUCGACCUUCUGGUACUACGCCCGGGUGGAGCUCGUCCCUCCGUCCCCAGCUGAGAUCUCCAAAGCCAUAGAGGCUGCAAAUGGCCUCGUCAAGAGCUUCCAGUCAGGGCGACUGGGACAAACCACAGUGAAGGAUGCCUUAAGGAACGGACUCGUGACCACUGAGGUGCUGAUGUGGUUCUACAUCGGAGAGUGCAUUGGCAAAGGAGGCAUUGUCGGAUAUGAUGUCUAAAUAUUGUACUGCCUUUCUCCUUUUGCACUUAAUUGUCACAUUCUCAACAACUUUGCACCAAAUUUUCAAAUAAACAAUGACUUCAGUCAGAGAAAUGUA
This is a messenger RNA of Epinephelus fuscoguttatus (brown-marbled grouper), 472 nucleotides long. Its product is annotated as ATP synthase subunit g, mitochondrial-like. The transcript is spliced from 3 exons. Gene Ontology annotation, molecular function: proton transmembrane transporter activity. Lineage: Eukaryota; Metazoa; Chordata; Actinopteri; Perciformes; Serranidae. The coding region runs from base 62 to 373 and encodes 103 amino acids. Gene Ontology annotation, biological process: proton motive force-driven ATP synthesis. The record is from RefSeq and is a predicted model, not a curated record.